AUGGUUCCUAUCAAGACACAAAAUAUCAGAGCCAUCAAGAAAUACAAGGGCAAUCAACUUCUAGACAAUCUAUUGCUUUAUUCUUUGACAGCAAUAACUUGUAGUUUAUUUUGUUCUAGCCCUUUUUGGUUUCCCUCCCUAUCUUCUUCCAUGAAGGUCUUUCUCUUUGUGUCUCUCCCCAAAAUCCGUUCGGUUUUCUUGAGCUACAAGUUUAUGUUCAUAGUAGGCAAUCUCAUUGUUGGUGUCCUUAUAGGAGAAUCCAAAAUAUUUUCUUCAGACCCUUCUUCAGCUCGUGAUGAGUAUAUUAACAUGAGUCGGAGCCUUCGGAGUCCUUCAACCAUUGAAGUCAAGGCAGAGGGAACAACAACAGUGAAAUAUGUUGAAGAAAAUGUGAUGAAGAGGACAGGUGAAGAUGGAGAGGACAUUAAAGAGAUAGGAUUGACUGAGGAAAACGACGAUUUGGAUGGGAACAAUGACUUUGCUUUGCCUGCUGAGGAGUUGAGCAAAAGGGCUGAUGAUUUCAUUGCAAGGGUCAAUAAGCAAAGGCAGCUUGAAGAUAGUCUUCUCCUAUUUAGUAGUGAAUAA
Quercus lobata is the source of this 585-nucleotide messenger RNA. RefSeq lists its product as uncharacterized. Bases 1 to 585 code for a protein of 194 amino acids. The record is from RefSeq and is a predicted model, not a curated record. Lineage: Eukaryota; Viridiplantae; Streptophyta; Magnoliopsida; Fagales; Fagaceae. The transcript has a single exon.